Messenger RNA from Penaeus chinensis, 387 nucleotides. RefSeq lists its product as uncharacterized. Bases 1 to 387 code for a protein of 128 amino acids. Lineage: Eukaryota; Metazoa; Arthropoda; Malacostraca; Decapoda; Penaeidae. The record is from RefSeq and is a predicted model, not a curated record. The transcript has 2 exons.
AUGUCUGGGGUCCUUUGUGACAGAAAAGUACCACCAAGAGUGAAAGGGAAGAUACACCGAACGGUGGUGCAACCAGCAAUGCUGUAUGGUAUGGAAACAGUUCCACUGAGCAUCAGUGAUACAAAGGGACUAGAAGUGGCAGAAAUGAAAAUGUGCAGAUGGGCCCUUAGGCAUACUUUGAAAGAUCAUAGGAGAGAUGAGGUCUAUGUUGGCAGGAGGGUGAUGGACAUGAGGCUGCCAGGAAGGAGAAAGCGUGGUAGUCCAAAGCUGAGAUGGACGAACUGUGUGAGGAGAGACCUGGAUUCGAUUGGAGCAAAGGAGGAGGAUGCCCUGGACCGAAGCUUCGACCUGGAGAACGAGGACCGCCGCAGCGACCCCACAAAAUAG